This is a messenger RNA of Haemonchus placei, 435 nucleotides long. Lineage: Eukaryota; Metazoa; Nematoda; Chromadorea; Rhabditida; Trichostrongylidae. The record is from the annotation of a GenBank genome assembly.
AUGUUGCUUGUUAAGUUUGUUGAUUUUCAGGUUGCGAUUAAGAACGAUCUCGAUGUGUUCUAUUUUGCCUGCAUUGUCCCACUGUUGGUGUUUUUCCACGAAUCUGGUCAGAUGGAGAAAAGAGAAUUUUUGGAUAUGUGGAAGGAAAUUCCUGAACAGAACGAACAGCAAUUUGUCAUUCAGAACACUCAAAACUUAUCUGCUGAUGCGAUUUGUGCUAAACUUCAACAGAAUAAUGUGAUGACAGUAGCGAGACGAAGCGUCGAAGGACAGGAGCUAUUGUACCACUCGAUAAAAUACACAAACAACAUUUUUGUGCUCAGCGAAUUGAAAAUCCAUCAGGGAUCCACUGCUCUUACCCUGUCGUUGAAGUCACGUCAUGUUCCAGCAGUUGCCAACAUGAAUGAGAUGUUCCAGCUGAUUCUCAGCAAUUAA